AUGGCAGCCGACGAGCGGAAUAUGCCCUUCAUAAAACACCUUGCAUCCAGUGAUCGUAAGAUACGAACUUCAGCCCUCGGUACCCUCCGCACAUUCCUCACAGCGCCUACCACCGCUCGGAAGCUCACAGACCUCGAUUAUCUAAAACUAUGGAAAGGUCUAUUCUAUAGCGUAUGGAUGUGCGAUCGGCCUAUCCCGCAGCAGAACUUAUGCGCCGAUCUCGCCAGCCUCGUAGCUACCCUUCCUACCCCGAGCGAUAAUGAGUGUGCCGUGGUGAUUCCGUUCCUCCGCGCCUUCUGGGCUACUCUCUCCCGCGAAUGGACUGCCAUCGAUGUUUUACGCAUGGAGAAAUAUUUGUUGUUGGUGAGGCGAGUAUUUGGCGCCAGUCUAGCUUGGGCGGGCGACGGGACGAAAGGAAAGAAAGGCAAGCAGUGGACUGGUACACGCGCAGAUGGUAUGCUUCAACUACUAGAGGAAUGGCCGUUCGAAAAGUCGGGCGACCUAUCCAAAGUACCUGUCGGCUUGCGACUUCAUGUGUUAGAUAUAUGGGUCGAUGAAGCAGAGAAACUGGAGUUGCUGGUGAAGGAAGAUGACGAGAGCACCAAGGAGGACUCCGAUACGUUUCUGGACAGGUUACGGACUAUCGUAGAGGUGCAAUCAAAGUCUGCUUGCCAACCUGUACGAUCCAGAGCUAAGGAAUCUCUGUCCGACGAGAGGCUGCCUUGGAAUAGAAUUACAUCGUCGGAGGAAGAGAUGAACGUUGACAAGGGCGACGGGGACAGCUGGGACGGAUUCGACGACUGA
Daldinia childiae is the source of this 804-nucleotide messenger RNA. Its product is annotated as Ribosomal RNA-processing protein 1. Lineage: Eukaryota; Fungi; Ascomycota; Sordariomycetes; Xylariales; Hypoxylaceae. The transcript has 2 exons. The coding region runs from base 1 to 804 and encodes 267 amino acids. Gene Ontology annotation, cellular component: preribosome, large subunit precursor; nucleus; preribosome, small subunit precursor. The record is from RefSeq and is a predicted model, not a curated record. Gene Ontology annotation, biological process: rRNA processing.